This is a messenger RNA of Pteronotus mesoamericanus, 2385 nucleotides long. RefSeq names its product galectin like (gene LGALSL). The record is from RefSeq and is a predicted model, not a curated record. The coding region runs from base 23 to 910 and encodes 295 amino acids. The transcript has 5 exons. Gene Ontology annotation, molecular function: carbohydrate binding. NCBI's taxonomy places the organism in Eukaryota, Metazoa, Chordata, Mammalia, Chiroptera, Mormoopidae.
GCAGGGCCCCUGCGGCCUUUAAAUGCCGCCCAGGCCCGACGCGGUGCAGCCUUUGCCUCUCUUCUUCUUCUUCGGGCCGCGACAGCAGCGCCCCGAGGCAGAAGGCAGGCCGACUUGUCAGCCGCGGUCCGGACAGCUGCGGCCACCUCCUACCUCCUGGCCGGCGCCGCCUCCAGCUCCCCUCCCCCACCUCUCGGGCCUGCCUGCCGGGUCGGCGUGGGGGCCCCAGGCGCGCGUCCGCGCGCGCCCUUGUGCGCGCGCGCCCGGGCCAUUCUCGGACCCGCGCCCCCGCCCGGCGCAGGACUGCCCCGGGAUCUCUGCCCGCUCGCGGAGUCUCCAGUCCCCAGGCACCCGGCCUCCAGCCGUGCAGCCCGCCGCGCUGUGUAAGAAGAUGGCGGGAUCGGUGGCCGACAGUGAUGCCGUAGUGAAACUAGAUGGUGGACAUUUAAACAACUCCUUGGGCUCUCCAGUUCAAGCCGAGGUGUACUUCCCACGACUGAUUGUUCCAUUUUGUGGGCAUAUUAAAGGGGGCAUGAGACCAGGCAAGAAGGUGUUAGUGAUGGGCAUCGUUGACCUCAACCCUGAGAGCUUUGCCAUCAGCUUGACCUGUGGUGACUCGGAAGAUCCUCCGGCUGAUGUGGCAAUUGAACUCAAAGCUGUGUUCACAGACCGGCAGCUACUCAGAAAUUCUUGUAUAAAUGGCGAAAGGGGUGAAGAACAGUCAGCAAUCCCUUACUUUCCAUUCAUCCCAGACCAGCCAUUCAGGGUGGAAAUUCUCUGUGAGCACCCACGUUUCAGAGUAUUUGUGGAUGGACAUCAACUUUUUGAUUUUUACCACCGCAUUCCCACGUUAUCUGCAAUUGACACCAUAAAGAUAAAUGGGGACCUCCAGAUCACUAAGCUUGGCUGAUGUCAUUUAAACCACCUCUUUUCAAAUAGGAUCAGGUGCCACAACUCUGACUUUCGGUCUGGAAGAAGUAUCUUGGCAACAUCUGGAAACUUAAAAAGGAAACAAAAACAAAAGGCAAGCUUCACUGUCUCUUCUUUGCAGUUUAAACCCAAAAUGACAGCUUCAGCUGAGGUUUGCCCUUAAGAAGCUGUCGGAACAAAGACACCGAGCCAUUAUUCCCGGAACAAAGUAAUACAUUUAUGCUGGAAUUUAUUCAGACUAAACUGAAAUGGAUUUGUGAUGAUUUGUGAUUUGGUAGCAAGUUAUUUAUCUUUUCAAAGCAAGGCGAUGUUUAGAAACAAAAGUGCUAAAGACAAAAUAACAACAAAAACGGUACACCGAAAUCAACUCAUUUCUGCACUGAAGUGGAAUUGCGUAGCACAACCAACAUUUUAGUCAGGGUAUUUACAUAGAAUGUAGGUUGUUCAAGGUUUGUUUGGUUGUUUUUUUGUUUUUUGGUUUUUUGCAUAGCAUAAUGUUAAUUCAGAUUUUUAAAGCUUUCUCAUAUUUAUUUAUACUCAACAUGUGUAUUAGAAAAUGAUUAAUAUCUCAAGAACAACAAGUUUUGAACUUUUGAAUGUACAAAUAUGUUAGGUUCGGUGGGGGACGUACAUACUACAAUCAUGAAACAGGUGGAUCUGUACCUUAAAGAAUUGACUCAUAUCCUCCAGACCCCUAAACUUAGUAUCUCUUGAUAUAAAUUGCUGUAAGUGCUUUUGGGAAGGCUUUCCAUCAUUUUGGUAAAACUGCUUUUCAAGUUAUUGAUAAUUAAUGUAAAAUUAUAUUUACAUUGCUUUUUCUCCUUACUGUGAAUUAGCACAGUAUUGGCUUUUUAAAAACUCUAGCUACGUUUCCCUAGAUUUACAUAAUGGCUCCUUAAGUUGCUAUUAAACUAAUUGACAACAUAUGAGGUGAUUGCAUAGACAAUUUUUAAAUAACUAUUAUAUAAACUUUUAAGAGUAUAAUAUGAAAAUGAUACUGGAAUGCAGUGUAAAGCAGAAGCAAAUGGCCCCAAAUAACUUACUUGCAAAUAAUUUAUAUCAACUUAAGCUAUUAGCUCAUUGUAUCCCUUUCAUUACGUGACCCUCACCAGUAUCCCUAAGCAAUGCCUUUGCAGCUUCAGAGUAGAAGGUGCUUCCUACUUUGUUGGCUCUGCUGAGAUACUAGGAUAAGACAUGCUCCAGAUUAGGAAAUGAUCCGCUUAGUUUAUCUGAAAGGUUAACUCCCAGAACUCCAGGUCUUUGAGUCCAGCCAAUAGUGUGAAUACUCCCAACUAAUACUCCCAACUGAUCAGACAGCAGUGCCUCUCCCGGAGGAGCCUGCACUACCGUAAAUGUCAGUGAGAGGCAAGGGCUAGUUGGAGUCCUGGAGGCUGAACUUCUCAAACUGCAUUGGCUCUAGGGAGAAAGACCCUUGGCAUUGCCUUGGUCAAGUAG